AUGAUACGCCAUAUUUUGCUCGGGCUUGCCGCCUGCUCGAGCUUCACUAAUGCGGCCCCUCUAGUGCACGAGGCCACUGACCUCGCUGCCACCCUCACUCGCCGCGCCGAAGUGGAUAGUUGCCCUGGUUAUACUGCCUCAAAUGUCGUCGAAAAAGAUUCUACUUUGACGGCCGACCUCACUCUUGCUGGCGACGCAUGCAAUGCGUACAGCGACGAUAUUAAGAACCUUAAGUUGCUAGUCGAGUACCAAAAUAAUGAGCGUCUACACAUCAAAAUCUACGAUUCUGACCUCCAGGUUUUCCAAGUCCAAGAACAAGUCUUCCCUCGGCCGAAGCAUGAAAAAGCAUCAACGGACAGCACAGCCCUCCAAUUUGACGUAAAGGAGAAUCCGUUUUCUUUUACAGUCAAGCGCAGGGAUGGUGGUGAAGUUCUUUUUGAUACUGAAACCGUCCCCCUGGUCUUCGAGAAACAGUACGUGCGCCUUCGGACCAAGCUCCCCGACAACCCCAACCUCUACGGUCUCGGUGAGCACAGCGAUUCAUUCCGCUUCCAUACGGAUAAUUACGAGCGUGUGUUUUUGAACGGCGAGUCCAUUAACAUUCCUACCAAUGCCAAUCUUUAUGGCUCCCAUCCGGUGUAUUUUGACCACCGUGGUGGCAAGGGUACUCAUGGCGUUUUCAUGCUCAACUCGAGUCCCAUGCAAGUGGACAUCAAAAAGGCCGACAGCGGUUACCAGUACCUAGAGUAUAAUGCCGUUGGUGGAGUCAUCGAUUUGUACUUCAUGGCUGGCAGUAAGCCCGCAGAGGUUUCCAAGCAAUACGCUGACGUUGCCGGCUAUUCUGCAAUGUACCCAUACUGGACUCUUGGUUUCCACCAAUGCAAGUACGGAUACUGGGAUGUCAACAUGGUCGCCGAGGUCGUUGCCAACUACUCUACUGCAGGCAUUCCUCUUGAAGUCAUGUGGACCGAUAUCGACUACAUGAACCUUCGUGAAGACUUUACCACCGACCCUGAACGUUUCCCGCUCUCAAAGAUGCGUGAAUUGGUAUCAACUCUUCACUCACGUGAUCAGAAGUACGUACUGAUCUUGGAUCCUGGUGUUCAUGCGGUCGGCGACUACGAGCCUUACGAGAAGGGCCACGAAAUGGAGGUUUUCCUCAAGGCUGCUGAUGGUACUGAUUUCCUUGGUGUCCAAUGGCCCGGAGCUGUCGCAUGGCCCGAUUGGUUCGCACCCAACACCCAGGAGUGGUGGACGCAGGAAAUUCUCAAGCAGUUCGAUGCUGAUAGCGGCAUUAACCUUGACGGACUCUGGGUUGACAUGAACGAGGCGUCCAAUUUUUGCCAGGACCCUCAGACUUGCAACCCGCGCCAAAAGGCUAUCGAUGAUGGAAUUCCACCAAAGCCUGCAAAUGCUCCACGACCAAAUACCGGCCGUCCUAUUCCUGGCUUCCCAGCAUCUUUCCAGCCUUCCCCUGGCAACAGUUCAUCCGCUGGUGUCAUUACUCCACGUCAAUCUGCCAACGGCAGCAUGAAGGGUUUCCCAGACCGCAAUUGGUUUGACCCUGCUUACCGCGUCAACAGCCAUCUCGGUAAUGUCUCGCAGCAGACCAUUGCAAUGAACACAACAAACUACGAUGGAACCUGGCAGUACGACACGCACAAUCUGUACGGUAGCAUGAUGGCCUCGGCGACCCGCGAAUCCAUGCUCGUCCGCCGUCCCAAGGUCCGUCCCUUUGUCCUCACCCGCUCCACAUUUUCGGGAAUCGGCCGCAAGGUAGCACAUUGGUUCGGCGACAAUGCCUCCAUCUGGGAGCACUACCGCACCUCUAUCCGCCAGAUGCUGUCCUUUGUCUCCAUGCACCAGAUGCCCAUGGUCGGCUCCGACGUGUGCGGCUUCAACGGCAACGCAGACCAAUACAUGUGCGCACGCUGGGCCAUGUUGGGCGCCUUCCAGCCCUUCUACCGCAACCACGCCGAACUCAGCACCAUCCAGCAAGAAUUCUACCAAUGGCCCAUUGUUGCCAACGCUGCAAAGAAGGCAAUUGAGGCCCGCUACAAGCUCAUGGACUACAUUUACACGGCCCUCUACUACCAAACACAAGACGGCACACCAAUGAUCAACCCGCUCUUCUUCCUCUACCCAGAAGAUGAAAAGACUUUCGGCAUCCAAGAACAAUGGUUCUACGGCGACGCCCUCCUAAUUUCGCCCGUGACAGUCGACUACUCGGAUACAGUCACGUUCUACCUGCCCGAGGACGUCUUCUACGACUACUGGACGUACGGCAAAGUGCAGGGCCAGGGCCAAAACGUCACAGUCAGUAACCUAACCUACAGCGACAUCCCCGUGCAUAUCCGCGGCGGAAGCGUAAUCCCGCACCGCGUCAACAGCGCGAAUACCACAAAGGCGCUGCGCAACGAGGACUUUUUCGUGCUCGUGGCCCCGGAUGCGCAAGGUAAAGCGGCGGGGCGGUUGUACCUUGAUGACGGGGAGAGCAUCGAGCAAGCAGGCACUAGCGAGAUUAACUUUUCGUUUGAUAAUGGCAAGUUCAGUGCUACGGGGUCGUUUGGAUACAAGGCACAGGGCGCGGAGAGCAUCGCAGUUGCGCGGGUGGUGGUGCUGGGGCAGGCGCAGGAGGGCGCGACGGGCGAGUAUGAUGCCAAGAAGCAGACUAUUGAGGUCAAGGGGCCGUGGACCUUGGACACAGAGUUUGGCUUUGAGUUGUGA
This is a messenger RNA of Bipolaris maydis ATCC 48331, 2727 nucleotides long. Its product is annotated as glycoside hydrolase. The record is from RefSeq and is a predicted model, not a curated record. Gene Ontology annotation, biological process: carbohydrate metabolic process. Gene Ontology annotation, molecular function: carbohydrate binding; hydrolase activity, hydrolyzing O-glycosyl compounds. Lineage: Eukaryota; Fungi; Ascomycota; Dothideomycetes; Pleosporales; Pleosporaceae.